UGGACCACCCCAGGUAUCUGCGCCGUCACGGUCAUGUUUGGAAUGAGUGACGGCGACCUGCGUAUGGUAGCUAGGGCUAGUCUGUAAUUCCCCUUAUCCAUCACCUCUAUCAUUCACCAUGACUUUACGUGGCUCUGCUUUUGAGAAGAAUAGAGCAGCGGUCGUUCCUGAGGCUGCGCCUCGCUCAAGUGGAAUUACAAAAGAAAAUUUGAGCGACCAAUCCGUGCACGACUCUGAUGAAUACCAAACUCAAGGACGCCAAAGUAAGCCAAUCAUAUCUCUGGAGUCGUCUAUUAGUGCCGACACAUGCGCGUGCAUGCCCGAGAACCCGUUCGCCGACGCAGAGCCUUCAGGUGAUACCCCUAGUUCUGCUACGCGAGAAGAUCCGAUGCACGAUAUCGUGAAAUACUCGCAUGGUGUCACCGCAGAACACAAGCCCAGAGUGGCCCGCGUGUCAGGUAUCGACGGAGCAUGGCCAGAAAGAGCUGAGAUAGUAAAUUCCACUGGAGGUUUUCCCAGGCCUACCAUUUGUCGCGGUACAUUUUCACAGGCAAAGGCUUUCUUUCUGAGGCCAAGUGCCAGCGGUGGUUAUGCGCAGGGUGCUAUCUCGCAGCGGACGCGAAGCCAAGAUAACCCUAUCAAAGACAAGAAUUCGACAGAUUACUUUAAAGUUGACAUACCUCGUGCUCGAAGUCUGAACGGAGGGAUUACAUGCGACCCAAACAACUAUUAAUUUCCACUGGAAGUCGUGAAAAUAAUUAGAUUUUCAAAAAUAAACAAAAUCGUAACUUUGGUCACUCACCCGAUAAAGUAAUGUUAGCUCAUCGUAUUGAGACCUGGC
Molecule: messenger RNA, 841 nt
Organism: Suillus bovinus
Lineage: Eukaryota; Fungi; Basidiomycota; Agaricomycetes; Boletales; Suillaceae
Exons: 7
Coding region: 119-733 (204 amino acids)
Source: RefSeq, a predicted model, not a curated record